Molecule: messenger RNA, 962 nt
Organism: Tuber aestivum (summer truffle)
Lineage: Eukaryota; Fungi; Ascomycota; Pezizomycetes; Pezizales; Tuberaceae
Source: the annotation of a GenBank genome assembly
ACUCUCCCCAUAAUGUCUAACGAAGAGCCACCUCUCCCUCUCUCAGACCUGCAAAUUGACGAUGGGGAGAAAGAAAGGCCCGUCCGAUCCGCUGCCGUGGAGCAAGACGCGCGCGAGGAAGCUCUCCGUGCAGAAUUAGCUGGUGUACAGCAGGUCAAUUCCGUCAUCGAAGGAGUGGUAUCGUCUUUAGAGAAAGCAAAGGAGAAUAUGGAGGUGAGCUUUGGGUCCCCGAUCUCUGUGGGCUGGGGUAGUUAACCGUUGAAAUUUGCUGGUUUAGACCGUUUCUACCACAGUUGCAUCCGCGAAUACUCUCCUUGAUUUAUGGAUUCGUAUUUUGAGCCAGACGGAGCAUACACAACGAUUACUGCUCUCCGGACAUUGGGAGGGUGCCACACAGGACUUGAAUGAUAUCGAGGCAGAAGCCGCAGCUAAAAUUCAAGAAGCCGAACGGAAGAGGGAGGAAGAGAGGGAGCGUGCGGCUGCGAGGGAAAGAGAAGCUGUGGCUGCUGAAGCUAGGAGGGCGGCAGCUGAGAGAAAGCCUACUAGAGGGAGGAGAACUGGUGGGUCGGGAACUGGUAGGGGUGGGAGCUCCGGUGGGUCCAGGAUCGGGGCUCCAACUUCCUCUUCCUCUUCCACUGGCACUGGAACGGGAAGGGGGACUAGGGGUGGAAGAGGAACUAGAGGAGGAUCUGGGAUUGGACGAGGCCUCCCGAGAAGAGGGGUUAAAUGAGGGGAGAAUCCUUGGGCAGUGCGGAGGGCUUUUGUGCAAAUUUACAGUUUGGGGGUGGAGUUCUAUCAGUUGUUCCUUCAGAGGAAAUGGUUUGUUUUCAUAUUCGAGGGCCUCUUUUUUUAUGGCAAUAGGUGGGUUGGGGAUAAUACAGAACUUGUUAAUCAAACUAGAAGGAGGUAUCUGCCCCGGAUGGAUAGAUACCCCAAUUAAAAGCACAUGAUUAUGCAAUUCC